AUGAUCCGGUUGGGAUGGUCGCUCGGCCGGUCCAAGGGCCGUGGCACCUGCGGGAGCCCCGGGGCCCUGGUCCGGUCCUCCUCGUCCGGCGGCCCGGCGCGGGGCAGGCCCCUGCGGGUGCUCGUGGACAUGGACGGGGUGCUGGCUGAUUUCGAGGGCGGCUUCCUGAAGAAGUUCAGGGCCAGGUACCCCGACAAGCCGUACAUCGCCCUGGAGGACCGGAGAGGCUUCUGGGUUUCGGACCAAUAUGGACAGCUGAGACCCGAGCUGAGUGAGAAAGCCAUCAGCAUUUGGGAGUCAAAGAAUUUUUUUAUUGAACUUGAACCUCUACCAGGGGCUGUGGAAGCUGUGAAAGAGAUGGCCCGCUUAGAAAACACUGACGUGUUCAUCUGCACAAGCCCUAUCAAGAAAUAUAAGUACUGUCCUAAUGAGAAGUAUGCCUGGGUAGAGAAGCAUUUUGGCCAGGAGUUUCUGGAGCAAAUUGUACUCACCCGGGAUAAGACUGUGGUCUCUGGAGACCUCCUUAUUGAUGACCGACCAGAUAUAACAGGGGCCGAGCCAAACCCCAGCUGGGAGCACAUCCUCUUCACCUCCUGCCACAACAGACACCUCCAGCUGCAGCCACCUCACAGGAGGCUCCAUUCAUGGACCGAUGACUGGAAGGCAAUCCUGGACAGCAAGCGCUCUUCACAACACUGGAUCCUCCCUCCUUAAAGGAACAGGCCCCUGCUUCUCUGGAAUGUGGAAGAUGUCCUCGGCCUGGUGUCCUGGGCUGGGGUGGGCUGGGGAAAAUAAGGGAGGGAUGGUAGGUGGGCGAGUUGCUUCCUUUGCAACCUUACUAGGAAGAAUUGGAGCUUGGAGCUUCCUCAUAGGAGAGGAAGGGGCUCUGAAUUCCCUAUGCCAGGCUUUGGAAGGAAAGAAGGCUGGGCUCAGUAAGUAUCUGGCUCCCACUAUAGCACAUGCUGGGUCCAGGUGCUCUGUGGUCCUCUUCAUGCACAUCUCAUCCUUUCCCACUGUCCUACCUGAGCUUUUUAGAAGUCAGUCUUAGCAUACACCAAGAAGGGAAGUUUCCUCUUGCCUUUUGGUGUUCAGUGUCAGAGUUUGAGGCCAUUCCCUCCAAAAGUUGUCUAGGACAAGGCUAUAUCACUUGAAUAGAGGUUUGUCAUUUGAACAGAGAUCUAUCCCCUACCCUUGCCCCACACUUGAGGUUACUCAAGCCAUUGUAGUCUAUAAUCCUAUCAUUUACCCAAAAAGAAUAUGAUAUACCCGUAAAGGUCCAACAAAUCAAAUUUUAAGCUAGUGGGUUUUUGUGGCUGAGAUUUGGAUGGGAGGAGGGUGAGGGAUAAGAGUCAUAGGUUAACAAUGGAUGGUGAGUUAUUCCUUGCACCUUUCUGUAAUUUGUUCAUCCCCAGAUAGGUUUUGAUAGGUCCUGGGAAGCAUGGUCUUAUCUGUCUCCAGUGUUCUUCCACCUUGAUCCUAUUUUUUUUAUGUCUAAUGGGUUUGGGGUCAAAGUGUGUUCUUGGUGUUUCUUCAUCUUGCCUUUCUGGAGGAUAGAGAGUUGGUGGGGUUGGUGAGACUCUAUAAGUCUUACAGUCACAAUGGAACCAUCUCUCUCCUACCCAUCCAGGAUGUGGGACUUGGGACCUCUCUUCUCUGGUCUCAUGAUCUGGCCUUAGAGCACACUGUGGCUAGAGGUUGUUGGCAUUAUAGGGAAGUCCCCAGGUGUCUGAAUUUCUGAGGCUGGUAGGUUUGAAAACCCUAACUGUACCUUGAUCUGUUUUUCCUGGUUGUAGGAAACCUCUGAGAUCUUAGCUGCAUCUCCAUUAGCGUUCCCACUUCUCCCUUUCAUCUCAUUACUUUGAUGGGGACUUCCCAGUCUCUUACCAGAGUAAGAGAUGUAGAUGCAGACUGGGGGAGAUUGUAUGUGUUAGGGAAGCUUCAGGAACCCAACAGGCCUUCAUUCUCAAAGCUGCUUCUCUGAUAUCAAGUGGACCCUUUUUCUGCCUAUGUCAGGAGUGCUUAGAGCUGGCUUACAAAAGGAAGAAGUGGUGUGAGAAGAACCAGUAUGGGAAUCGGCCCCACUGUCUUGGAGCCCUUCACCCCACCCCUUAGGCAGCUUAGGUGUACCAUCUUCCCUUCUACCCUGUCGGUGAUCCCACAUCCCACUUCAGUAAAAAUGAAUGGCCUGGCUCCCCUCUGUCUCUUCCUUACUAUAAUAAGUAGCUUCUUACUCUAUCUAUUUCCCUAGCUGUUAUCCCUCUCAAGUGCCUUUCAGCUGCCCAUUGACAUCUUCUGUCCAUUACCUUCUGCAGAAAUCAGGAUCUCCUCUGGGUUCCCAUCCCAUUGUCAAGAAAAUGCAAACCUUAGGAAAGGAUUUGAGAAAGGGUCACAGAAAGAUAGCAACACUGAAUUCUGAGCCUAGUCCCAAGGGGGAAAAGGGAAGGGGAUUGAACUUCCUGGACAAAAUGAGACAACCAGAUGGAAAGUUCAUCCCUUGCUUGGUCCUUACUGUACCAUGGUACACUUUCCCCAGGAAAAUAAUCUAACAUCUUUGCUGUAAGCACAGAAAGACCUGAACAAGGAUAUCCCAGGACCCCAUCCCCUCAGAAGCAGAGAGUUAUACCCCUUUGCCUGGAACUUCUGAUGAGGUCUUAGAAUCAUAGGAUCCCAGGUGAGCCUGGUCUGUUCUGUCCAAGGGCAGGAGUUACUUAUCUGGCUCCAGCCUGGUUGUUCACGGAGGGAAGCAGUAACUAGAGAUGACCCCCUGCACCCAAGGGAGUGCCUACAGGAAACAGCCAUUGUUUACACCUCCUCUGGAAUCUCUUAGCUCUUCCAGGUCUGAGAACAAGAGCUGGAAAAGAGGCUUGUUUUCUAAAGCAUAAAGGCUUUAUUCUCCAGAAGCCUUCCUAUGCAGACAGUGGGAAUUCCCAGACUAAGACUGUGGUAGCUUGAAAUAAACUUAUAUGCCUCUAUUCAUUUGUAGACACCUAUGAAAGGAAAUAGUACGAAUUGUACAGUAACUAGUGACAGGUGUGAAAUUAUCAUAGAAUCUGAGAGCUGGAAGGGACCCUAGAGAUGAUCUAGGGCCUAGAUUGAUCCCAGCUCAAUCCCCUAAUGUAACAGGUGAGGAACAGGUCCAAGGACAGAGACUGGCCUUUUUCCUCCUGUUACAGUUACCAAGGCACCAUCUCGCUUACUAUUGGAACUAGUUUGCUCUCCUCCCUUUUUAUCUUCACCUCCCCCAGAACCUCCUCCCCCACUCCCAGUGACAAAUCUAGCUAGAUCUACAUUCCCCUUAGUCAAUGAAUCAACAGGCAUUUAUUAAGCACUUACCAUGUGCCAGGCAUUCAAAUAAGCAUUGGGGAUACAAAGAAAAAGCGAAAAGCGUCUGCCCUUGGAGCUUGUAUCCUAAUAGGGAGCCAACACGUAUCCAAAUAGAUACAAGAUACAGAGUAGAUGGGAGGCCAGUUUAGGUAGAGACACCGCCUAGACAAACAACAUAAACAAAGCUCUGGUCAGUCCUGUGUGAUGUGGUAUUGAAAGUGCAGGUCUUGGAGUCAGAAGACCUGGCUUGGGCUUGGAUUUGACCUCUUCUCUUUGAGCCUAACCUUUUAACAUCCAUAAAACGGGAGAAUAAUACUUGAACUAUCUACCUCACAGGAUUGUGGAGAAGAAAGCACUUUGUGUAAAACACUGUAUCCGUAUGAACUUUUACUCACGUCAAGAAGGAAGGAGCUGUUCCACCAUUCUUUGGCUUGCCAGUUCUGGAUUUAUUGCUUGUCUCCUAUUUUCAGACUCCAGGCAGAAUUUUCCCUCUAGUGCUAAAUAUCUUAUGUGUAGUAUUAGUGCCACCUUCUGGACAUAAUGGAGGACUUCAUCUUCCCCAACAACCUGACAUCCAGGGAACAAAUUGAAGUGAACAUCACAUUUCUAAAACCAAUAUCCAUCCAAAUGAUUGUUACCUCCUUAAAGCUACUCUGGGAGUUUGUGCGCUUAUUUCACUGAGGUUUUUGUUGCUCAGAACACAAUUUUUGGGGGGGGGGGCGGAACUGCACCCAUAGCUGUAAUCACACUUUUUUCUCCUCAAUCCCAUAAUGAAUGAUAUGCCUCCCCACCUCCUCUCUGGGCUGUGGGACCAGCCAAAAGGCAUUCAAAAGUCAAACCCAUUCUCAAUAGGCAAAGAUUUGUCACCCCCGAUGAUAUUUCAGAGAAUGUGCUGCAGGUUCUGAAGGCAAGAAGAGUCCCGGAGCCAUCCUGCACACUGGCUGCAUUGCUGGAGUAAGUGUGGUUUCCUUAGAUGUCCCUUAUUUGGGGCUGUAAGUACUGGUAUGUUUAUUAAAUCAGUCACAUUACUUUUUAGUUACA
Molecule: messenger RNA, 4365 nt
Organism: Vombatus ursinus (common wombat)
Lineage: Eukaryota; Metazoa; Chordata; Mammalia; Diprotodontia; Vombatidae
Gene: NT5M
Product: 5',3'-nucleotidase, mitochondrial
Exons: 5
Coding region: 1-714 (237 amino acids)
Biological process (GO): pyrimidine deoxyribonucleotide catabolic process
Molecular function (GO): 5'-nucleotidase activity
Source: RefSeq, a predicted model, not a curated record